Messenger RNA from Sinocyclocheilus anshuiensis, 2930 nucleotides. Its product is annotated as protein NLRC5-like. The transcript has 4 exons. Lineage: Eukaryota; Metazoa; Chordata; Actinopteri; Cypriniformes; Cyprinidae. The coding region runs from base 515 to 2545 and encodes 676 amino acids. The record is from RefSeq and is a predicted model, not a curated record.
GAAAUGCCUGCAGCAUGGCGUGUGCAUAGCAAUCUGCCACUGAGUACCUCAGAAACGCCAGGAAAAAACUGGUGACUCAUAUGAAGAACUUCCCUCUGAUCAUUGAGAAUCUUUAUCAGCAGAAUGUUUUCAAUGACUAUGAGGUCGAUGCUCUCAAAGCUGAGAGGACAGAGUUUGAUAAAGCCAGAAGUAUGUUAGAUUGGGUCAUUAACAAAGGUGAAAUGGCCAGUUAUGAAUUACUCAGGAUUCUAGAUGUCACUAAGAAGAGGACAUUAGAUCCUGGUUUACACUAUUGGAUCAGCUGUUUUUCCUUCAGAGUGGAAGAUACAGAGCCCAGCUAUUUAUUUGGUGCAAAGCCCUGUAAAGGCUACCAGACACAGCUCAAGAUGAAAGCAAAAAGUAUCCUGAAGGACCAAAGGGAACAUAGCUGUAAAUAUCUGGACGACAAGGUACAAGGAAACUUCAGUUUCAUUCCUCUUGUUUUAGAGAGAGACUCUGUGGUGAAAACUCCUCAAUGCGAAAUAAAAACAAAAAAUGCAAAAAGCUACGACCCAAGAAGCUGAGAGCUUACAUUCCUAAUGAGGAACAAGCACUAUCACCUAAGGAUCUCCUGAAAUGGCAGGACAAGAACAUCCUCAUCAUUGGCAAACCUGGAGUAGGAAAGACUACAGUUGUCCAGGAAAUGUUGCGUAUUUGGGCAGAGAAAGAUGGCAGCGAAAUCGACUACAUGUUUUACUUUGAUGAAAGUGUUUUGGCCCACAGUUCUAAUAUUGCCAGUUUGCAGUCUAUUUUGUUUGAUGUGUAUUUAAAACCCAUGGAAAAUGACAGAAUGGAUGUUUUUAAAGAUAUUGAGGAAAACUCUGAGAAUGUUGUUCUUAUAUUGGAUGGAGUGACGGAUUUUGGAAAACAUUCCAUCUUGUGGAAGAUCAUGAACCACGAGCUCCUGCCCGAUGCCAAGAUUGUGAUAACAUGCAGAUCAGAGGUGGAAUAUGAUCCACUUUUCUGCAACUGGCCAACACAGAAAGUGUAUGUCCAAGGGUUCAGUAAAGAGUCUAUCAGCACAUACUACCAUACUAUGUUGGGUCAUGAUCCUGUUCUUCUAGAAGUUGUUUUGAAAAAUCAAGAGUUGUUCAGUCUUAGUCAUGUUCCAUUGUAUGCAUCCAUGAUUGUAGACUUGAUGCAAUUUAAAAAUGGCACAGUAUUCGACCAUCCACACACAAUUACAGAGAUGUACAUCCACAUUUUCCGUGCUGCUGUGAAGAAACAAAUUAAUCAAAUAGAUAAAUACCUGAAAGACAUCAAAGAUCAGGUUUAUUACUUGAUGGAAAACGCAUUCAAUGCAACUAUGCAGAAAACCCUAAACGUUAUUAGCUGUGAUUGGACAGACAUUAGUCAUGCUUUUCUCAAAAUGAUCACAAUAAGAGACUCACCAACAUCUGCAAUGACAUACUGUGCGUUUCUCCACAACACAAUGCAGGAAUUCUUUUCAGCUUUGUGGCUUCUUGGACAUCCAGAUGAAAUUGAAAAAGUCCUACAGCUCUGUCAGACUGAAGAGCAUAAACACAUGAGACAUGUUCUUCCUUUCUUAUGUGGACUUCUGAGUGAACACAACAUCAGACUCCUCAAGUGUCUCUUCCCAGGGGAUCAGACAAAGAAAACAUCUGAUUGGUUCAUUGAGAAACUUUUGGACACUUUUCUCCAGCCUCAGAGUGACAGUGAAGAGUUUGAUCUUCUCUAUGUGUGUCAGUGCUUGUAUGAACUCCAGUCUCCUAAAGCCUGCUUAAUGUUCCUGGAGAAGAUGGACCAUCAGCUUGAACCAGAAGUGGAUCUUGAUCCUCAUCAGUGUUGUGCUUUGUCUUAUGUGAUCGCUCAAUCCAGAGAUAAAGAGGUUUAUCUGAAUCUGGAAGACUGUACCAUAGCUGAUGUGGGAAUGAACAUGAUGCUCAGCUGCUCACCAAAUAUAAGGUUAAAUAUUUGUAAAGAACCACUGGAGCAAACCACAUUCUUUCUAGAAUUCUUCCAUAAAGCAUCUCAAUGCUGUUGCAGCUUUUUUGAUCAGAGAUACAAUUACAACCACGAACCACUCAAUAUACUUCUGGAUCUUUACUCGCAUGUAAACAACUAUGAGACUCAAACAGGCAGGAGUUUCCUUCCAGCAUUACAGUCAGUUUUCCAGUCAGCACCUGAUGUCUGGAUCAUAGAUCUCUCACAGAGAAAGACCUCAAUCCUCCUGGAAGUGCUGAAACUCCAAACAGAGAAGAAACCAGUAGAGCUGAGAGGAAGUUCAGAGGAAGAGAGAGAAGUGAUGAGUUUCCUUCAGUGUCUGCCCUACAUCUCACAGCUGAGAAUCUCUAAUCUGAGUGAAAGUGUUCCAAACAGAUUUCUCCUGAAACUCUUCAUUAAAGCAGCAGAGAUUGAGAAACAGACAAGAGAGCAGAUGCUGAAACUGUUAACAUCACUCUGCAUCUACAGCUUUUUUAAUCAUGAAAGAAUAAGUGAUUUUCUGCUGGAUCUUUGCUCACAUGUGAAGGACUAUGAGACUUAAACAGGCAGGAGUUUCCUUCCAGCAUUACAGUCAGUUUUCCAGUCACCUGAUGUCUGGAUCAUAGAUCUCUCACAGAGAAAGAGCUCCGUCCUCCUGGAAGUGCUGAAACUCCAAACAGAGAAGAAACCAGUAGAUCUGAGAGGAUGUUCAGAGGAAGAUAGUGAAAUAAAGAGUUUUCUUCAGUGUCUGCCCUACAUCUCACAGCUGAGGUAAGAGAAUCUCUGGCAACUUACAGUUAUUGUGAAAUAUGAUUUCUGUAAAAGUUGAAGCAUGUUUUAGGUCUUAAUGAGUGUAUUUAGAUUAGUGGGUUUAUUUUGUAUCAGUGUUAUAGGGUGAUGCAUUCUGACCAUACACUGAGGGGUUGCCUUCAGUGUGACAACAUAAG